Pseudovirgaria hyperparasitica is the source of this 381-nucleotide messenger RNA. RefSeq lists its product as uncharacterized. The transcript is spliced from 2 exons. The record is from RefSeq and is a predicted model, not a curated record. Bases 1 to 381 code for a protein of 126 amino acids. Lineage: Eukaryota; Fungi; Ascomycota; Dothideomycetes; Acrospermales; Acrospermaceae.
AUGGAGGUUGGGCAACCUCAGCCAAUAGGUGGAGGAGGACAUCAGCUCUGCAGAGAUCCUGGAAAGGAGAGUGCAAGCGACCUUUGGGCUGACCUCCUCGAUCAUCGAAGUCAGGUAGCAUCGUCUGACAUGAACAAGUCCAUGUACAGUCUCACGCGCAAAAGUGUUGAUGAUAGCGCUACGGUGCGUGUGAUUACGGUAUUCACGCUGAUCUAUCUUCCAGCUUCAUUCAUAGCAACGGUGCUUGAGACGAAUCUCUUCAAAUUCCAGGAUGAUAGUGAAGCACUUCGGAUCCCUCCCCAACUCUGGAUUUACGUUGCGGUGGCGUUGCCGUUGACAUUUCUGACUGUGGGGCUGGUGGGUUUUCAAGACGAGGCAUGA